Closterium sp. NIES-65 is the source of this 1371-nucleotide messenger RNA. Lineage: Eukaryota; Viridiplantae; Streptophyta; Zygnematophyceae; Desmidiales; Closteriaceae. The record is from the annotation of a GenBank genome assembly.
AUGGAUCCACAACCCAAUGGCGGGAGCAACUUCACGUUCGUCUUCAACCCAACCAGCAGCUACUCUCUCGCGCUCAUCCUCGCACCCAACGGCAAAUACCUCCUGCCGUCCUCCUCCGGCCUCCUAAUCGCCGCGUUGAACCCUGAACUGCUGCCCUCGGCCUCUCGCUGGGAGUCUGCAGCGGUGUUUAGAGUCGAGCUGACGAACCAGGUGAACGGCGGGUGGCAGUACGUCAAGUCACUGGGCGGGCCACAGGCAGCAGCAGCGCCCAUGUCCUCCUCCCCUCACCCCCCCUCACCAACUCACUCAACCUUUCACCUCCUCCCUCUCCCCAUGUACCCCUCUUUCCCACCUCCCUUCUUCUCCUCCUUCCCCUCCCCCUUCCAUCUCCUUCAACCCUCCCCCCCUCUCCCCCGCUUCCUCCAACCAGACCAACCAGGUGAACAGCGAGUGGCAGUACGCCAAACCAACCAAGUGAACGGCGAGUGGCAGUACGCCAAGUCCCUGGGCGGGCCACAAGCAGCAGCAGAGCCCAUGUCCUCCUUCCGCUCCGCCUACCUCUCCGAAUCCGACUUCCAAACCAUGGCUGCCAACAAGAUCAACACCGUCCGCAUCCCCGUGGGAUACUGGAUCAUGGAAAGCCCGGCAAUCUCACCCUCCGAGUUCCCCUUUCCCUCCGGAGCCCUUGCCUCCUUGGACUGGGCGUUUCGAAUGGCGAAUAAGUACAAGAUCCGCGUGUGGUUCUCUCCUCAUGCGGUUUUCGGCACGAAUUCGGGGUUCCUAGGGGGGAGGUCUGGCCUGUGCGAGUUCUCCGUGCGAAACAACACCUUGCGGACUCUAGACAUGAUCGAGUUCUUAGUUAAGCGUUACGCCGCCGAUCCGGCUUUCCUCGGGCUCGGAUUGAUGAACGAGCCUCUAGCCCCGUGGAACUACGGGCUCAUGUCCGGAAUAUCUAUCGAUCUCCUGUCCUGGUACUAUAAGAGCGCGUAUGACGUCGUUCGGAAGUACUCUCCAUGCGCAUACAUCGCUUUAGAGGGGCGCGUGGGGAGCUCUAUAUGGGAGGUGCAUUGGUUGCUGUAUGGCACGUGGCACACUAAUAUAGUGCUGGAGCAGCAUAUGUAUAAUGUGUUCUACGGAUGGGAGGGGCUGACUCCGCAGCAGGAGGUGGAUCAGACGCUGACAGGGCGACUGGAAGAAAUCAAGGGGCUGCAAUCGUGGGGCAUGCCAGUGCUGGUGGGCGAGUGGUGUCUAUCAAUGCGCAACCCAGACCCCUCAGUGACAGCCCAGUUCGGUCUCAAUCAGCUCAAAGCAUUCUCCACAGCCAAGGCCGGCUGGCUGGGAUCACUGGAGCUUCGUCAAGAGCUCAGCUAA